GCUCAUAUUCCCCUCGCCAUUUUUCUACCUUGCAGGUGUGCAGGUCAGGAACGUUCUGGCCUCAUCCCAGCUCACUCAGACUCAGCUAGCCACUGUUUGGAACCUGGCAGAUGUGGACAAGGACGGCCAGCUGACAGGGGAGGAGUUCAUCCUGGCUAUGCACCUGGUGGACAUGGCGAAGGCCGGACAGCCGCUGCCCCUCACGCUUCCCGGGGACCUGGUGCCCCCCUCCGUCAGAACGGGGAAGCAGGGGGAAUUGCUUCCUUUGAAUCGCACCAUCGUCCCUGAAGAAAUUCAAGUUGAACCACCCCAGAAGACAAAGAGUAAUGUUUCGUUCGAGGACAAGCUAAAGGAGAACUUCCAGCGGGGAAACGCUGAGCUGGAGAGGCGGCGGCAGGUCUUACAGGAGCAGGAGCGGCGCGAGCAAGAGAGGCGGGCCCAGAAGGCCCGGGAGGAGCAGGAGCGGCGUGAGCAGGAGGCGCGGGAGCAGGAGAGGAGGCGGCAACAGGAGCAGGAGCGGCGGCUGGAGAGGCAACGCGAGCUGGAAUGGCAGAAGGAGGAAGAGCGCUUAAAGGAGCUGGAACGCAAGGAGGAGCUGGAGCGUCAGAGGAAGAUGGAGUGGGAGUGGAGGAGGCGACAGGAGCUGCUGAAUCAGAGGAACCAAGAACAAGAGGACAUCAUCAAGCUUAAGGCCAAGAAGAGGAGCUUGGAGCUGGAGCUGGAGGCUGUGAGAGACAAGCACAAGCAGAUCUCUGACCGACUCAGGGACGUCCAGAGCAAGAGGAGCAUCCAGAAGGGAGAGCUGGAACUGAUCAGUCAGAAGCAGGACAGCUGCCUGCUGGAGGUCAACGCCCUGCAGCGGCAGCUUGAGGAGGGGCAGAGGAAACAUUCUCAGCUGAUUGUGGAGCAGUCAUUCUUGAAGUACUUAAAUGUCAUGGUGGCACAUGGGUGGUACAUGCUUCUUGUGCUUCUAAAAUGUCCGACACUUUCCUCCGUAAAGAGGGGCGUGACUGAGAAGGACAUCGUCUGUCGGAAACUCAAGGAGCAGCUGGAUGUGCUGGAGAAGGAUACCGUGGCAAAACUGUCGGAGAUGGACCAGUACAACGUGGACAUCAAGGAGCUCCGGGAAAGCCAGACCAAGCAGCAGCAGGUCCUGGACAGACUGCGGCAGGUCAAGGCCGACAAGCUAUGUGACCUGCAGCGGAGGCGAGAACUGGAGUUGGAGAGGAGGAAGAGAGAGGAGGAGGAGGCGGUCAGGCAAGCCAAGCUGGAGAAAGAGCGGCAGUGGCGUGUGAAGUUGGAGCGGGAGGAGGAGGAGCGGCGGAGGAGGAUCCAGGAGGAGCGGGAGGCCAAGCUGAAGGAGGAGGAAGAACGUGAGCGUGAACUCCGGGCCAAACUGCGCGCCGCUCAGGAGCAGAGGAGGCAGAAGGAAGAGGAGAGGAGGCGGCAAGAGGAGGAGCGGAGAAAGGUGGAGGCAGAGAGAAGGAAGCUAGAGCUGGAGAGGAAAAGACUGGAAGAAGAGAAAAAGAGAUUUGAGGAAGAGAGGAGGAGGCAGGAGGAAGAGAGAAGGAGGCAAGAGGAAGAGAACAGAAGGAAGAAGGAGGAGGAGCAGGAGCUGGAGAGGGAGGAGGAGGAGAGAAGACGUCAGCGGGCUCAGAUAGCUGCUGUCAGGGAUGCAGAGGAGCGGAGGAGACAGGAAGAGGAGCAGAGGAGACAGGAAGAGGAGCGGAGGAGACAGGAGGAGGAGCGGAGGAGGCUGGAAGAGGAGAAGAAGAGACAGGAAGAGGAGAGACGGCGAGAGGAGGACAGGAGGAGAAAGCAACAGGAGGAGGAGGCCGUGGCCAGACAGCGGGAGGAAGAGGCCCGGCAGCAAAAGCAGCAGCAGCAGCACAAUUUAGGCAAGACAGACAUUCAUGAGAAGCUGUCGGCCCUGAUCAGGGGCCUAGAGGAGCGAAAAGGGAAUUUGAGACCCGUCAAGUCAACGCACAGGAAAUCGGCCUCCCUGACAACCUACAGAGCCCUGUACCCCUUCACAGCACGGAACGCGGACGAGCUCACCUUUGACACGGACAGCUUGAUUGAGGUGGACGAGAAGACGGAAGGCGAGCAGGGCUGGCUGUAUGGCAGCUACCAGGGCAAGAUGGGCUGGUUCCCUGAGAGCUACGUCGAGAAGCACAGCCAACCGGAAUCUGCGGCCAGCACGAAGCAGGCUCUGAUGCCCACAACUGCAUCUACCUCAGUCUCUGCAAGCAAGGCGGAGGCUAAUUCCAGUACCUUCCCAGCAGGACAGAGCACUCCUGGGGGGGCAGGGCAGAACUCUGCCUUCACUCCCACCCACCCUCCAGGCUCUGCCUCUAUGGAGUAUGGACAGGUGGCAAGUGGCCUCCAGGUGCAAGCGCUGUGCUCCUGGACGGCCAAGACGGACAACCACCUGAACUUCUCCAAGGAUGACAUCAUCACGGUGCUGGAGCAGCAGGAAAACUGGUGGCUGGGGGAGCUGAAUGGGAAGGCAGGUUUUGUGGCAGUUAAAAAUCAUUUGGCCAUUCUGUCUCUCAUCCAAUCAGAGUAUGUAGCCUUAUAUACCUAUGAAAGCCCAGAGUCAGGAGACCUCACUUUCAACGAAGGAGACACCGUCGUUGUGACGGAAAGAGAAGGGGACUGGUGGAAAGGGUACAUCGGAGACAGGAGUGGAGUCUUCCCCUCCAACUACGUAACGCCAAAGGAAUCUGAAACAUAUAGCACCACUGGAAAGUCAGGUGGAGUCGGCAAAAAGCCAGAGGUUGCCCAAGUGACGACUGCGUACACGGCCACCGGAGCGGAGCAGCUGAGCCUGGCCCCGGGACAGCUUAUCCUCAUCCAGGGCAAGAACCCAUCUGGGUGGUGGCAAGGGGUUCUGCAGGCUAGGGGUAAAAAACGCCAGAACGGAUGGUUCCCCGCCUCCCACGUCAAGCUCUUGGGCCCCACCAGUGGGAAGUCCACACCAGCUCCAGUUCCAAUUUGCCAGGUCAUCACCAUGUACGACUACAAGGCGGGCAACGAGGAUGAGAUGAGCUUCUCCAAAAGUCAACUGAUCAAUGUGCUGAACAAGGACGAUGCUGAUUGGUGGAAAGGGGAGCUGAAUGGCGUCGUCGGCUUGUUCCCCACCAAUUACGUCAAGAUGACCACGGAGUCCGAUCCCAGUCAACAAUGGUGUGCUGACCUGACCAGCCUGGACACCAUGAGUCCGCAGGAGAGGAAGCGACAGGGUUACAUCCACGAGCUCAUUGAGACGGAGGAGCGAUACAUGGCUGACCUUCAGCUGGUCCUGGAGGUGUUUUACAAGCCCAUGUCUGAGUCGGGACGCCUGACAGAUGUUGAAAUGGCCAUGAUCUUCGUCAACUGGAAGGACCUGAUUAUGUCCAACACCAAACUUCACAAGGCACUGAGGGUGAGGAAGAAAACGGGUGGCGAGAAGAUGCCGGUGCAGAUGAUUGGGGACAUCCUGGCCUCGGAGCUCUCGCACAUGCAGGCCUACAUCCGCUUCUGCAGCUGCCAGCUUAACGGUGCAGCCCUGCUGCAACAAAAGACUGACAAGGAACCCGAGUUCAAGGACUUCCUCAAGAAAAUCGCUACAGAUCACCGGUGUAAAGGUAUGCCACUGUCCAGCUUCCUGCUGAAGCCUAUGCAGAGAAUCACCCGCUAUCCACUCAUCAUAAAGAACAUUCUCGAGAACACUCCAGAGAAUCACUUGGACCAUGGACACUUGCGGGAGGCUCUGGACAGGGCCGAGGAGCUCUGUCUGCAGGUCAACGAGGGGGUCCGGGAGAAGGAGAACUCCGACAGGUUAGAGUGGAUUCAGAGCCAUGUCCAGUGUGAAGGCAUCACUGAGAACUUGAUAUUCAACUCCUUGACCAACUGCCUGGGUCCCCGAAAGCUGCUACACAGCGGCAAGGUCUAUAAAACUAAGAGCAACAAGGAGUUAUACACCUUCCUCUUCAAUGACUUCCUGCUGCUCACCCAAGCAGUGAAGCAGUUCACCUCAUCAGGGACGGAUAAGCUCUUCAGUCCCAAGUGCAACAUGCAGUUCAAGAUGUACAAGAACCCCGUGUUUCUAAAUGAAGUUCUGGUGAAGAUGCCCUCCGAUCCGUCUAGCGAUGAGCCAAUCUUCCACAUCUCCCACAUCGACCGUGUUUAUACUCUCAGGACAGAGAACAUCAAUGAGACUGCCUGGGCGCAGAAAAUCAAAGCUGCUUCAGAACAUUUCAUAGAGACUGAGAAGAAGAAGCGAGAGAAAGCUUACCAAGCUCGUUCCCUGAAAACCAGUGGCAUUGGCCGCCUGCUGGUCACUAUUUUGGAGGCCACAGAGCUCAAGCCCUGCAAGCCCAAUGGAAAGAGUAAUCCAUAUUGCGAGGUGACCAUGGGGGCACAGUGUUUCACCUCCCGGACAAUAAAUGACACAAUCAACCCCAAGUGGAACUUCAACUGUCAGUUCUUCAUUAAGGACCUGUACCAGGAUGUUCUAUGUGUCACCAUCUUCAAGAGGGACCAGUUCUCUCCCGAUGACUUCCUGGGCCGCACUGAAGUUCCUGUGGCCACCAUCAAGAAGGAGCUGGAAAACAAGGGAGCAGCGACAAGGCGCCUGCUGCUGCACGAGGUGCCGACAGGCGAGGUGUGGGUGCGCCUGGACCUGCAGCUGUUCGACCAAAAAUCUCUCAAAUGAGGCGACGCGGAUUGGUGCCAUGCCAUACGCCC
This is a messenger RNA of Brienomyrus brachyistius, 4731 nucleotides long. Its product is annotated as intersectin-2-like. The coding region runs from base 158 to 4699 and encodes 1513 amino acids. Gene Ontology annotation, molecular function: guanyl-nucleotide exchange factor activity; protein binding. Lineage: Eukaryota; Metazoa; Chordata; Actinopteri; Osteoglossiformes; Mormyridae. The transcript has 32 exons. Gene Ontology annotation, biological process: positive regulation of Rho protein signal transduction; intracellular signal transduction. The record is from RefSeq and is a predicted model, not a curated record.